Molecule: messenger RNA, 1971 nt
Organism: Ziziphus jujuba (common jujube)
Lineage: Eukaryota; Viridiplantae; Streptophyta; Magnoliopsida; Rosales; Rhamnaceae
Product: phospho-2-dehydro-3-deoxyheptonate aldolase 2, chloroplastic
Exons: 5
Coding region: 180-1772 (530 amino acids)
Biological process (GO): aromatic amino acid biosynthetic process
Molecular function (GO): 3-deoxy-7-phosphoheptulonate synthase activity
Source: RefSeq, a predicted model, not a curated record
AUAAUGAACAUGGCAGCUGAGAAACCCACCACACUGUCUAAGCGUAUGCACAAAACAAUUGUUAACUGAAAGUAAAGCUAGUAAGCAAGCAUUGCUUAUAAACUCCUUAAGAGACAAACCAUUUUCGUUCUUAGAGCUCUUUUUCUCUCUCACUCUCUACAACUUUGCUAAUAUUAUCAAUGGCUGAUCUGAACACGUCAAUUUUGUCUUCCAAAUCGCUGUACAACACCCGCUUUCUCUCUGCUGCUACCUCUCAACUCCAUAUCCAACCUGCCUUUUCUUUCUUCCCAAGCUGGAAGAGGAUCAACCUCCUCACACCCGUCCAUCCCAUUUCCGCUGUGAAAGCAGCCAACAAGCCAUCGUCGUCUUCAUCGAAGGUUUCAGUGCCAUCAGCGGCGAGUGCUGGAAAGUGGAGUCCAAAUAGUUGGAGAUCACGGAGGCUGUUGCAGAUUCCUGAGUACCCAGAUAAGGAUGAGCUGGAGUCGGUACUGAAUACCAUCGAGAACUUCCCUCCUAUCGUGUUCGCUGGCGAGGCGAGGAGCUUGGAGGAGAGGUUGGCUGAGGCGGCCAUGGGAAGUGCAUUUCUAUUGCAAGGUGGUGAUUGUGCGGAGAGUUUCAAGGAGUUCGGUGCCAACAAAAUAAGGGACACCUUUACACUACUUCUCCAGAUGGGUGUUGUUCUUAUGUUUGGUGGACAAAUGCCUGUUAUCAAGGUGGGCAGAAUGGCUGGUCAAUUUGCAAAGCCAAGAUCAACGGAUUAUGAGGAACAAGAUGGAAUGAAGCUGUUCAAGUACAAAGGGGAUCUUAUAAAUGGUGCUGCAUUUGAUGAGAAAUCUAGAACUCCAGAUCCUCAGAGAUUGAUAAGGGCUUACUGCCAGUCUGCAGCUACACUCAACCUUCUUAGGGCCUUUGCAACCGGUGGGUAUGCUUCCUUGCAAAGGGUUACUAAGUGGAAUCUUGAUUUUGCCCAGCAUAGUCAACAAAGAGAUAGGUAUAAGGAGCUCGCGCAUCGAGUGGAUGAGACCUUAGGAUUUAUGGAUGCUGCUGGACUUACAACUGACCAUACUAUCAUGACAAAAACAGAAUUCUGGACAUCGCAUGAGUGUUUGCAUUUAGCUUAUGAGGAAGCACUCACAAGGAAGGAUUCAACUUCUGGUCUGUACUAUGAUUGCUCUGCCCACAUGGUUUGGGUUGGGGAGCGUACUCGCCAAUUGGAUGGUGCACACGUAGAGUUCCUAAGAGGAGUUGCCAAUCCUCUUGGCAUUAAGGUGAGCGAAAAAAUGGAUCCAAAAGAGCUGGUUAAGCUGAUAGAGAUAUUAAAUCCUCGUAACAAGCCUGGAAGGAUCACAGUAAUUUCGAGGAUGGGUGCGGAGAACAUGAGAGUGAAGUUUCCUCAUUUGAUCAGAGCUGUCCGUCAAGCAGGGCAAAUUGUAACAUGGGUCUGUGAUCCCAUGCAUGGGAACACCAUCAUAGCUCCCUGCGGACGAAGAGCACGUCCUUUUGAUGCCAUUCUUGCUGAGGUGAAAGCAUUCUUUGAUGUGCAUGAUGAAGAAGGGAGUCAUCCGGGAGGAAUACAUCUGGAGAUGACUGGACAGAACGUGACGGAGUGUAUCGGAGGGUCUCGGACGGUGACUCUGGAUGACCUGAGCUCACGAUACCACACACAUUGUGACCCUAGACUGAAUGCUUCUCAGUCUCUUGAGCUGGCCUUUAUUAUUGCUGAACGCCUGAGGAACAGAAGAAUAUUGGCAGCUCCACGUUUACUUUUUUAAGACAGUGGCUCUUAUGACAUAUCCUGGUGUAUUUUUUGUUUUUUUGGACGAAACAUCUUGAUGCAUUUUAGUAGUAAAAAAAAUUCUAAGGGUAUCAUAUCUAUACAUAUAUAUAUAUAUAUAUAUUGUUUUUGCUUCAAAUAAGGGCUGUAGUUUUUAACCAUCUAUAAAUUUGAAUUUUAUAAGGUAUAUAUAGUCA